GGCAUGCGCCGGCGGCGCUGAGGCAUGAGCGCGGCGCGCGCGCCGGAUCCCCGCGACCCACCGCGCCAUCACCGCCAACACCCUCAGGGUGGCGGCGAGGCGCGCGCGGGGCGCAGCAAGCGGACGUCGGCGUCUUCGACGGGGUCCCUGGGCCGAGGCGCACUGUCCGACCCUGAUCUCCAGAGCCGGUUGCAGCCAAACCUUCCAGCGUUCUGGGAAUCAUCGCCAACAUUGACGCUUUUUUCGUCAAAGGGCUCAGCAGAUUCGAACUAUUCGCAACCAUCGUCGGAGCUGUCGCUUGACGAAGACAAGGAGGCGCUGCGCCGCGAGAAGGAAGCGCAGGCUAUCAAACAGCUGGACAAGGCACGGGAGAAGCCAGUGGCGUUCGCGGUGCGCACCAAUGUGUCAUACGAUGGCACCGUGGACGACGACUCGCCGGUGCACGGCAGCGCCAUCUCCUUCGAGGUGCGCGAUUUUCUCCACAUCAAGGAGAAGUACGACAACAACUGGUGGAUCGGGCGGCUCGUGAAGGAGGGCAGCGACGUGGGCUUCAUCCCGUCGCCCGUGAAGCUGGAGGCGGUGCGGACGGGGCUGGGCGCGCGGCGCUACCCGCGGCCCGCGUCCGCCGCGCCGCCGCCGCACGCGCCGCCCCUCUCCCGAGGUAGCACCCCCCCCACGCCCGAUGUGCCUUCGUUCGAUCGAGGCGAGGAGUCGGACGGGGCGGGCCGCGGGCGGGGCGCGGGGGGCAAGGAGAAGCGCAAGCCGUUCUUCAAGAAGGCGGAGGCGAGCACGCCGUACGACGUGGUGCCGUCCAUGCGGCCCGUCGUCAUCGUGGGGCCCAGCCUCAAGGGGUACGAGGUCACCGACAUGAUGCAGAAGGCUUUGUUUGAUUUUCUCAAAAGACGCUUUGAAGGCAGGAUCAUCAUCACCCGCGUGCAGUCUGAUAUAUCAUUGGCCAAACGGACGCAAAACGCGCCAAAGAAACCGUUCGUAGAGAGGGCCGGUAACAGGACCAACUGUUUAGCCGAGGUCCAGGCUGAAAUCGAGAGGAUAUUCGAGCUGGCUCGGACCCUUCAACUCGUGGUGCUGGACUGUGACACCAUCAACCAUCCUUCACAGCUGGCCAAGACUUCACUGGCUCCCACCAUCGUGUACCUGAAAAUCUCCAGUCCCAAGGUGCUACAACGGCUGAUCAAGUCGCGAGGGAAGGGGCAGACCAAGAACCUGUCGGUGCAGAUGGUGGCCGCCGAGAAGUUGGCGCAGUGCCCGCCUGACAUGUUCGACGUCAUCCUCGAUGAGAACCAGCUCGAGGACGCUUGCGAACAUAUUGCUGAAUAUUUAGAGGCGUACUGGCGCGCGACGCACCCGCCGGUGGCGGCGGAGGCGGCGCCCGCGCGCGCGCUGGCCCGCGCGCACAACGCGCACGCCGUGCCUGGCGGCAGGUCCCGCGCGGCGCGGCCGGAGCGCCUGGAGGAGGAGUACUACCCGCGCGGCGAGCGCUGCGAGCGGUACGAGCGCGGCUACCCGCGCGACUACCACGACUACGGGCCGGAGUACCCGCGGGAGCGAGCCCACACCGCGCAUGCGCCGGCGCCGCACGACGCGUACGGACACGACUACACGCGCGACGCGUACGCGCGCGACGAGUACGGGCGCGAGUACGCGCGCGACGAGCGCGAGCGGCGCCGCGACCGCGACCCGCCCGACGACUACGGGCCCUCGCGCCGCGCGCUCAACGCUGUGUAGUGCCGCGCCGCCCGCCUCGCGCCGCACGCCGUGCUGCGCCGUGCCGCGCUGUGCCAUGCCGUGCCGCAUCGUGCCGCAUCGUGCCGCACCGUGCCGCACUGUGCCGGGACGCACCGCGCCGCACGCCGUGCCGCGUCCCGCUGCGCCGCCGCUGCUUGCGGCAAUUGUAUAAAUUUUACAUACAGAACGUAAGAGGGGCUAAGUUUAGUACCGUUAGAUAUUAUCCGUUUCCCAUUUUUUGAACAUACUCUGUAAUUAUAUUGCAUCGUCUGUACUUCAUUGUUGCAAUCAUUUGUAAAUAAAAUACUUUAUAUCGAUGACUGAA
Helicoverpa zea (corn earworm) is the source of this 2071-nucleotide messenger RNA. It is a transcript of the gene Ca-beta, whose product is annotated as voltage-dependent L-type calcium channel subunit beta-3. Gene Ontology annotation, cellular component: voltage-gated calcium channel complex. Lineage: Eukaryota; Metazoa; Arthropoda; Insecta; Lepidoptera; Noctuidae. Gene Ontology annotation, biological process: calcium ion transmembrane transport; chemical synaptic transmission; regulation of voltage-gated calcium channel activity. The transcript has 13 exons. The record is from RefSeq and is a predicted model, not a curated record. Gene Ontology annotation, molecular function: protein binding; high voltage-gated calcium channel activity. The coding region runs from base 25 to 1746 and encodes 573 amino acids.